AUGAAGUUUGGCAAAAUUCUUACUUAUUUAACGCUUUUUGUGGUUGCGUGUCUUGCAAAACCAGAUUUAAACUCUCGUACUGAUGACAAUGGAAUAAUCACUAUCGCUGGUAGACUUUUUCAGCGAAUUGUCACUGGUAAACAAGAUCACACUACUGUAGCACUGUUUUCAGUGGAUGCUACGACUAUGAACUGUGAAAUUUGCCGCCUUAUUGAGCCCCAAUUUAAAGCCUUAGCUUACUCUUACAAGCAGAAGUAUGGCCUUGACAGUGGUAUCAGAUUCGUGUAUGCGGACUUUGGUAAAAAUAAGAAUUUGUUUGAACAGUUCGGUAUCGAAAGUGUUCCCAAUUUUUGGGUCUUCAAGCCCAACACUAUAGUUCCUAUUGCAGGAGAUUUAAGCAGCGGUGUUGAUGCCGACAAAUUGGCUGCCUUGGUCUUGAAAGAAACUGGCAAAGGUGCGCCAAUAAUUUACCGUCAAGAUCCGACUAAGAAAUAUGCUUCUCUGGUAUCAACCGUCUUAUGCGGUGCUGCUCUUUUCUUUACCAGAAAAAUACUUUUGAAGGUUUUCACCAGCAGAAAAGUGUGGGCUGCUUUUAGUAUUAUCACUGUCAUUACAUUGAGUAGUGGAUUCAUGUUCACUCGUAUCCGAUUUACUCCUUAUAGUCAACGCGGUGAAAAUGGCGAAAAUCUCUGGUUAGCCGGCUCGCAACAAUAUCAAUUUGGCGCUGAAGUACAGGUUGUUUCAUUAAUCUAUACCGCUUUAACUAUCAGCACCAUCUUCCUAACUGUAAUUGCACCUAAAGUUCGGGGUGCUAAACGCCAAACCCUCUUUGUCCUUUUCUGGCUUAUUGUAUUAUGGCUUGGUUAUAGCUUCCUUGUUGAUGUUUUCCAAAGAAAGAUGCAGAUGUAUCCUUUUAAGCUUUUACUUUAG
Schizosaccharomyces osmophilus is the source of this 930-nucleotide messenger RNA. RefSeq names its product oligosaccharyltransferase gamma subunit Ost3 (gene ost3). The transcript has 5 exons. Lineage: Eukaryota; Fungi; Ascomycota; Schizosaccharomycetes; Schizosaccharomycetales; Schizosaccharomycetaceae. The coding region runs from base 1 to 930 and encodes 309 amino acids. Gene Ontology annotation, cellular component: oligosaccharyltransferase complex. The record is from RefSeq and is a predicted model, not a curated record.